This is a messenger RNA of Cervus elaphus (red deer), 5719 nucleotides long. It is a transcript of the gene ZNF862, whose product is annotated as zinc finger protein 862. Gene Ontology annotation, biological process: regulation of DNA-templated transcription. The record is from RefSeq and is a predicted model, not a curated record. The transcript has 8 exons. NCBI's taxonomy places the organism in Eukaryota, Metazoa, Chordata, Mammalia, Artiodactyla, Cervidae. Gene Ontology annotation, molecular function: protein dimerization activity. The coding region runs from base 228 to 3731 and encodes 1167 amino acids.
UACCGGCCGUGCGCCUCUCCCGGAGCCGCGAGCGCCACCGCCCACUCUGAGGAGGGACUGCCGGUUCCGGGCCGCGCUCCCUCCUUCUCGGGCGCCCUUCCCUCCGGGAAUCCGGGUUCCCUCAGGUGGUCGCGGCGGUGGCGGCGGCCUCCUCAAGCCAGGCCGCGGGGGGAGGGGGCGGCCUGGCGGCAGUGGCGGGGGCGGCACGGGCCACCGAAAGCGGGGCCAUGGAGCCCAGGGAGUCGGGGAAGGCUCCUGUGACGUUUGACGACAUCACGGUGUACUUGCUUCAGGAGGAGUGGGUGCUGCUGAGUCAGCAACAGAAGGACAUCUGUGGUUCUGACAAGAUGGUGGCACCCCUGGGACCAAGUAUUGCCAGCCCAGAGCUGUUCUAUAAAUUUGAGCGAGGGCCAGAGCCAUGGCUUGCCAGUGUCCAAGGCCAGAGGAGUCACUUGAGCCCCAACCCAGGAAAAAACAAGAUGGGCUUCAUGGAGGAAAUGGACAUGCAGUGCCCAUCCAGAGAAGCUGGGCUGUACCUGCCUCCUCAGAAGGAAGCCUGUCUGUCCCACUUCAGCUCAGAGAGAGGCAGCGUCCAGGGAGACUGUGCGGGAAGAAGCAGCAAACCCUCCAAGCCCCGAUCCAUCCAGAAGUCGUGGUUUGCGCAGUUCCCGUGGCUGGUCAUGAAUGAGGAGCGGACAGCUCUCUUUUGCUCUGCUUGCCGGGAAUACCCAUCUGUCAGGGACAAGCGGUCAAGAUUAAUAGAAGGUUAUACCGGACCAUUCAAGGUGGAGACUCUCAAAUACCACGCCAAGAGCAAGGCCCACGUGUUCUGUGUCAAGGCCUUGGCCGCACGGGACCCCCGCUGGGCAGCCCAUUUCCGGAGCACCCAGAAGGUGUCUGGUGAUGUACUGGCCAGCCAGGGGCCCUUCUUCCCUGCAGAUUAUUCCAUAUUUUACCCCCCAGGGCCUCUGGAGGCCUGUGAUAAUGUGGCCCAGCUCCUGCCCAGCUCAAGAGCCGCCCUGGGGGACCCUGGAGGGAAUGGAGCAAUUCCUGCAUUGUACCUGGACCGCAUCCCUGAUUUCAGGCAAACAGAAAUCGUUGAUGACGUCCGCAGCUCCUCAGAUGAUAACAUUUUAUGUAAUGACUCUGCCGAACCCUGUGGCCAGGAUCCUUCUGAGGAGGGGCUGUUGGAGGCGCUCCCGGUGGUGUUUGAGGAUGUGGCAGUGUAUUUCACCCGGGAGGAGUGGGGCGCGCUAGACAAGCGGCAGAAGGAGAUGUACAGAGACGUGAUGCGGAUGAACUAUGAGCUGUUGGCAUCCCUGGGGCCUGCUGCUUCCAAACCAGACCUGAUCUCAAAACUGGAGCGGAGAGCUGCACCCUGGAUCAAGGACCCACACGGGCCAAAGUGGGGGAAAGGCCGUCCUCCAGGGAAAAAGAAGACAGUGGCCAUUAGAGACGCGCACACACAGGCCUCGACUGUAGAGUCCACAUGGCUUCCAGUUCCUUCUGUGGAAACGUGUACCUCCUACUGCAGGCCCCACCUUUGUGGAGUGGAAGCAGAUGGACAGGCGAAAAUCAAGAGGACUUACAGACCCCGCUCAAUUCAAAGGUCGUGGUUUGGGCAGUUUCCAUGGUUAGUGAUCGACCCCAAAGAGACCAAGCUCUUCUGCUCAGCUUGCAAAGAAAGGCCUAGUCUCCAUGACAGAUCAUCCCGGCUGGUCCGCGGUUACACGGGCCCUUUCAAAGUGGAGACUUUAAAGUACCACGAAGUCAGCAAAGCACACAAGCUCUGUGUCAACACCGUGGAAGUCAGGGAGGAUGCCCCGCAGGCCGCCCUGGUCCCCGAGAUCUCCAGUGACCUGAUGGCCAACAUGGAGCACUUUUUCCACGCUGCCUACUCAAUCGCGUACCACUCAAGGCCCCUGAACGACUUCGAGAAGAUCCUGCAACUCCUCCAGAGCACGGGGACCAUGAUUUUGGGCAAGUACCGAAACCGUACCGCCUGCACUCAGUUCAUCAAGUACAUCUCUGAAACUCUGAAGAGGGAGAUCCUGGAGGACGUGCGCAACUCCCCGUGCAUCAGCGUGCUGCUGGACAGCGCCACGGAUGCCUCCGACCAGUCGUGCGUGGGCAUCUACCUCCGCUACUUGAAGGGGACGGAGACGAAGGAGUCCUACCUCACGCUGGCCCCCCUCCACAGCGAGACGGCGGAUGGGUACUUUGAGACCAUCAUCUCGGCCCUGGACGAGCUGGACAUCCCCUUCCGGAAGCCGGGCUGGGUGGUGGGCCUGGGAACCGACGGCUCCGCCCCGCUGCGCUGCGGGGGAGGCCUGGUGGAGAAGCUGCAGGAGAUCUUGCCCCGGCUUCUGCCGGUGCACUGCGUGGCCCACCGGCUCCCCCUGGCCGUGGUCGACGCCUGCGGGGGCAUCGACCUGGUCAAGAAGUGUGACCGGCACAUCCGAACCGUCUUCAAGUUCUACCAGUCCUCAAAUAAGAGGCUGAACGAGCUGCAGGAAGGCGCGGCUCCCCUGGAGCAGGAAAUGGUCCGCCUGAAGGACCUGAACGCGGUCAGGUGGGUGACCAGCGAGAGCCGCACUCUGAAGGCACUCACCCUGAGCUGGCCCGCCUUGGCCAGGCAUCUCCAGAGCGUGGCGGACGCGGGGGGCCAGGUUGGGCACAGGGCCCAGGGCGUGCUGAAGCUGAUGAAGGGCUUCCAUUUCCUCAAGUUCUGCCACUUCCUCUUGGACUUCCUGAGCAUCUACCGGCCUCUGUCCGAGGUGUGCCAGAAGGAGAUGGUGCUGAUCACCGAGGUGAACGCCACGCUGGGGCGGGCCUACGUGGCAUUGGAGACCCUCCGCCACCGGGCAGGCCCCAAAGAGGAAGAGUUCAAUGCCCGCUUCAGGGACGGGCGGCUCCAUGGCAUCGUGCUGGACAGGACUGAGACGGCAGAACAGCGGUUCCAGGCAGACAGGGAGAGAGUGGUCCUGACGGGGAUCGAAUACCUCCAGUGGAGGUUUGACCCCGACCAUGCCCCGCAGCUCAGGAGCAUGGCGGUGUUUGACACCAAGGCCUGGCCGAGCGGGGUGGCCCUGGCCAGUUUUGGGAAUGACGACAUCCUGGCCCUGGCCAGGUAUUUUGAGCUCUCACUGCCCCCAGGAUACAGAGAGGAGGCACUGCUGGAGGAGUGGCUGGGCCUGAAGGACGUGGCCCAGAACCUGCCGUUCUCCAUGCUGUGUGAGCACGCACUGGCCCAGCACCACUGCUUCCCCCUGCUCAGCCGGCUCAUGGCCCUGGUGGUCUGCGUGCCCGUCUCCACCUCCUGCUGUGAGCGCGGAUUCAGUGCCAUGAACCGGAUCAGGACCGACGAGAGGACCAAGCUCUCCAACGAGGUGAUCAACAUGCUCAUGAUGACGGCCGUGAAUGGUGUGGCGGUCACAGAGUACGACCCCCAGCCCGCCAUCCAGCACUGGUACCUGACCUCCUCAGGCCGGCGGUUCAGCCAUGUCUACACCUGUGCCCCAGUGCCGCCCCGCUCCCAGGCAAGGGCAGGACUCAGGAAGAAGACUGGCACGUUCUGCACAGAGGAGCCUGCCGCCCAGAAGCUGCCCGGCCCAUCCUGCAGGGAACCGGUGGACGUCCUGACGGCCUGCGUCCUGGAGCCUGCUGAGAGGCUCCCGUGUCCCCUCCCUGGCCAGGAGGCCCCGGGCUGUCCUGCCAAAGCGCUCCUGUAGGAGCAGGAAUCCAAGGGGUUCAUUCCUUGGAGCCCCCUUGCUGCCCUGGCCCUGUGAACGUGGUGACAGGCCCUGGGAUUCGAGGCUGCUGAGUCUUCGUUGGGUGGGACUCUAAGCACUGGGAGGCGGGCAGUGACAAGGCAGUUAAAGCCACACCCCAUGGAGGCAGGGGGUCAGGAAGCCAUGGCCUGUUUCCUGGGGCCCUUCUCCGGGCCCAGGGGACCUCCCAGCACUUAAAUAUGUAGACACGUUCUAUCUCAAGCUCACUUUCAAGGUGCUUCAGCAUGUAAUCCCAUUAUGAAAUCCCCAGCUUCUGGUGGCAAGAGGACUUUUCUGAAGUGGGAAUGACAGCUGGGGGAAGGGGCUUGAAGGAGCACUCCGGCCCCUGGGUAGUUGGGGAGCAUCCAGGGGGCCGCACACAGUGAAUGGGUGGGGAGGCACGAGGUGAGGGCAGAGGGUGAGCAGGACUGGGGCCGGCCUGGCUCCGGGCUGUGUCCCUCUGGCUGUGCAGCAGAAGCAGGGAAGCCUUGACCUCACACAGGAGACUCCCCUCAGAGGCUGUCUCUGCCUCGUCGCGGGGCCUGCCUCUAGGAUGCAGCAAGCAGAACCCCUGCACCCUGAGCAGCCAACAGCUCCUAGACGGGAGGAGUGGCUCCCUGGAGGGGCCCAGCGCUUCCCACCAGUCCAGCCCCUGGGUCAUGCCGAGCCCUGGAUUUCUGCGGAGCAGAGCGUAAGGACGAGUUUGCACUUGGGGGGCUUGGGAUCCAGCCCCAGCUCUGCUGCAGGCAGUGGGUCAACCAUGAUGGCCCCCUUCCUGUCUCCUGUGCCUUUGCGUGCUUCUCUGUGAAACGGCAGCAGAGAAGCCAAGUGCCUGUUAGUGCCUGGCUGCCGUGGGACUGCUGGCUGACAGCUCCUCUGCAGGCAGAGACGGGCCUCGGGAGGCAGGGUGGACUUGGCUGUCAUCAGCUCUUGUCCCUCUCCUUUGCCACUGACGUCCUUAUUGUGGGAGGAGGUGCCCUCAGCAUAAUGGUCUAGCCCAUUCUUUCCAGAGGUGCUCUGGGGACCGGUCUGGGAAUCAGUAGGGGUGUUGGUUUAAAUGUUUCAAUGCAAACCCACCUGAUCAGGUCCCCGGGACUUUCCUGCAGGCCCCCCAGGAACGUCGUGGGCUCACUCAAGCCUGAGAAGACCACCCUGGCGGCCCAGAGGGUGUCCCACACGAUUUGGUUCCCCUUGCCUCUCGCCAUCUCCCCUUCCACCCGGAAGUAAGGCAUGUUUCCUUCCAGGGCAGCUGCCCUGGGGAGGCCUAGGCUGCUUGUCUAGCCGAGGAUGAUGUGGUGUCUGCCUCCUGCCUUCCUUCCCACAGGUGGGAAACCAGGGGAGCUUGGAGGGAAGGCUUCUGCCUUUCUCUGGCUUUAGAUGGGCAGGAAGUAGUGCUCCUUGCCCAGGCUGGCCUCUGUGUUUGUUUCAAGAGUCUGGCAGCCUUUCAGACCCCAGGGCCUGGAGACCCCACUGUUGGAAAGCCUGCUGACUUUUGCCUGGAGAAAACAAGCUGAAGGCCGCUGGGAAUGGGAGGAGCGAGCUCUCUGCGUUUGGCCAGAGUCCUACCCCUACUUCCACCCUCUUUCCCCACCUGUGGUCUCCAUUGCGAUGCCCAAAGUGCUGACAAGCUCAGUAACCAGCAGUGUAACCGACAACGUGAGUUCAAUAGCCAUAGAGACCAGGCAGGAGGCGGGGAUCCUGCCCCCUCCCUAGCCAAACACGGAGGAGGGCUACUCCUCCAGACCUUUUGCUUCCCUCAAACCCAGGUUCAGUUCCUAGGGUGCUAAGUACCUAAGGACCCGGUGAUGAUGGGCCUGUUCCCUCCAUCCAGGAGUCUGUCUGCCGAGGUCCACUUCUCUGGUUUCAAAGACGUGCAAAAUACGGUUUAAGAAAACCAUGUUCGAUUCUCAACCUUUUGCUAUCUGAAUAAAGCAGAGCUUUUCCCCAUA